AUGGGAGAACUUACAACUCAGAUGACAACCAGUGAUCUGUUGCGACGCCAUAUCCGGACAUAUCACCCGCAGAGACAAGCGCCGCCAUCUCGAAAAACUAGGGCAUGCAGUGCAUGUCAUGCGCGCAAAGUCCGCUGCGACGGUGUACUACCAUGCAAUGCCUGUCAACAUCGAGGCGUUAUAUGUGUACCUGCUGGGAGUGAAACCGCAAGCGAACAAAGGUUUUGCAUCGAUGAUCUCUACUCUUUGCCACCUGUUUCCACGAUUAAUGAUUCCGUUUCUGACGCUCCCCGAUGGAUUGCUCACGACUAUAUCGAUAUUUACUUUAAUGAUUUCCAUUCAGCAUGGCCGUUUCUCCAUCCGGGAACAUUUGACUUCGCCAAGGAACCUUGUGUACUUGUUCAAUCCGUUGUUGCAAUUGGCCUGUGGGUGAAAGGGACUCAGGAAGCGCGAGAUGCGUCAAUACGUCUGCAUAGUAGACUGUGUUCUGCAUUUUACGCUCAAAUGGACCAAUGGUGCAUCUCUAACUCGAGUCCACGCCAAUACGCAAAUACCUCGUGGCCCAUAACAACAUUUCAGAGUGUGCUCUUGAAUAUCAUCCUUGCGCUUUUCAUUGCAAGAGAGCAUGUUAGUAUGGAUUGGAGCAUGCGAUGCCGAUUGCCAGACGACAAAUACGACCUCUUAGCUGCGCUUGUUCAAAGCUGUCGACGGUGGGGUAUUUUCUACUACCCUAACAUGCUUCUGCAACACGAAGUCGAUGCACCCCUCGCGCUUAUAUAUGUGAACGUUGAAGAGAUCAAGAGAUUUGGACUAGCCCUCUAUAAGGUGUGCCGAUUGUCAACCUUCGAGUUGACCGGAGACAGUGCCAAUAGUGGCAGAAACGAUCUAUUGACCCUAGCCGACUUGUCCUUUUGCAUGCCAGACAGUGAUGAGCUAUGGAAUGCUCCAUUGGGCGAGGAGUCCGAGGUAUUAAACAAGACUAAUUCGUCAGCAGCCGCACGAGACAAUGGAGAUGCGAAAAACUGGAUAUCUCAAGCAUCUGCUGUUGUAAAUGACGCACGAGUUGGCUUUGAUUGGAUAUAG
This is a messenger RNA of Penicillium egyptiacum, 1083 nucleotides long. The record is from the annotation of a GenBank genome assembly. Lineage: Eukaryota; Fungi; Ascomycota; Eurotiomycetes; Eurotiales; Aspergillaceae.